UAUUACCUUAACGACCUUCCUACCCUUUCUUGUCUCUCCUCCGCCGUCGCGUGGGCAGCCGUCAAGGCGGCGUGGGAGAGGAAGUAGCUAAGCUGGCUGCCGAGAUCUGGAGGCGGCUCUUCCCUUUGCGAAGCAGCAAGAGGAGGCUCCUCUUCUACGCCUCGGGAUCGGCGGCGAGCCGGCGAUUCUCCCGCAUGGACUGCGCCUGCGUCGUCAUCAACCCUUUCCGCCUCUGCUCCGCCCUUCGGGUGCUUGGCUCCUUCAUGGUCCUCCUAUUUCUUGCCAUCGUCGCCCUCUCCUACUACGCCGUCGUCGUCGUCGCCUGGGGCCCGCGCCUGUUCCACAGCUUCCCCCUCCCACUUCUCGCCUCCUCCAUCAUCGUCAUCUUUCACCUGCUGCUUGCAUUGUUAAUAUGGAGUUAUUUUAUGGUAGUUUUUCGUGAUCCUGGUGCUGUCCCUGCUAAUUGGAGGCCUUUUCUCGAUGAAGAGUCUCCUGAAAGAACUGCUUCUGCAAUGCUUGCAGAUUUUGUUGCUCCUGAAACCAGGGCUUCUGCAUCUUCCUCUUUAGAAGGACUUGAAAGAAGACCUAAUAUCAACUAUUGUGCUCGUUGUCAAAAUGGCAAACCUCCUCGUUGUCAUCACUGUUCUGUUUGUCAAAGGUGCGUGCUUAAGAUGGAUCAUCAUUGUGUAUGGGUUGUUAAUUGCGUAGGGGCUCACAAUUACAAAUUCUUUCUUCUGUUCUUGCUUUAUACAUUCCUUGAGACGGUAUUAGACACCUUUGUCUUGCUUCCAAGUUUUAUUAAUUUUUUCGGCGAUGCAAGGAGACAUUCUAGUUCACCUGGAAAUCUUGCUGUUACGUUUCUUGCAUUUGUCCUUAAUCUAGCUUUUGCACUGAGCCUUCUCUGUUUUGUCGUCAUGCACACAUCUCUUGUUUUGAGCAACACCACAACGAUAGAGGUAUAUGAGAAGAAGAAAGCAGUCGCAUGGAAGUAUGAUAUCGGAAAGAGGAAGAACUUUGAACAGGUUUUUGGGGCGAAGAAGUUGUUCUGGUUUCUCCCAUUAUUCUCUGCAGAAGAUCUUGAAAAGAUUCCGGCACUUCAAGGUCUGGAUUUUCCAACUCGCUCAGAUGUCGAACCGUGAAGUAUUUAGAUUUGUUCAUUCCCCUCGUCUGAGUUGAAACUGUUAUGAAGCAUAUCAUGUAUAUCUUCUUGACUGUGUUUUAUUCUUGUACAUCUAAACAAACAAACAAAAAAAACUCUUUGAAUGCUGGACACCAUUUCUAUCAAUUGUUAAUGUGUUUGAUUGCAUAAAA
This is a messenger RNA of Zingiber officinale, 1311 nucleotides long. Its product is annotated as probable protein S-acyltransferase 12. Gene Ontology annotation, biological process: peptidyl-L-cysteine S-palmitoylation; protein targeting to membrane. Lineage: Eukaryota; Viridiplantae; Streptophyta; Magnoliopsida; Zingiberales; Zingiberaceae. The transcript is spliced from 7 exons. The record is from RefSeq and is a predicted model, not a curated record. Gene Ontology annotation, molecular function: protein-cysteine S-palmitoyltransferase activity. Bases 195 to 1139 code for a protein of 314 amino acids. Gene Ontology annotation, cellular component: endoplasmic reticulum; Golgi apparatus.